AUGAAAGAGGAAGUCAUCCUCUACAGCGAUGCAAGGCCAGUUAUAAGUCUGAGCACUCCCACCAACGUCACCGUGGACUUGACUCUCUAUGGGAUCUUAGGAGUGAAUGAAAAAUCACAGGUGUUGGAAACAUAUCUGUGGGUGAGGAUGAGGUGGCAGAUUGAAGGUUUGAGCUGGGAUGCUGCUGAGUGUGGAACGAAAAAGAUCUCACUACCAAGAGAGAAGAUAUGGAUUCCAGACAUUGUCAUUAAUGAAUUCAUGGAUGAAAACCGAGCACCAGAAACAUAUUACGUCUAUGUGACCAACACUGGUCUGGUGCUUGACGGACGGCCGUUUCACGUGAUCAGCUCCUGCAGACUGGACAUCUACACCUUUCCAUUUGAUUUUCAAAACUGUACAUACACGUUCAACUCUUAUAAACACUCUCGUGAUGAUGUUCAGUUGUUCUUCUUUCUGCCAGUGGAGCAGAUAUUCAAAAACUCUCUUGAAGCGAUGACAACUAAAGGAGAGUGGGAGCUGAUAGACAUGAGGGCAGAAAAACCUUUACUAAACUAUCUGGAAGGAGGAUGGGAUAACCUCAUUGUUUAUAUUGUCCUGAGACGUCGAGCUACGCUGUAUGUGGUGAACCUCCUGAUUCCCAGCAGCUUCCUGCUUUCUGUGGAUCUCUUCAGCUUCCUACUGCCUCCUCAUAGUGUGGACCGUGCUUCCUUCAAAAUGACCCUCAUCUUGGGUUACACCGUCUUCUUGCUGCUAAUGAACGACCUGCUGCCCGUCACAGGAAACAACUUACCACUCAUAAAUGUGUUUUUCUCACUCUGUUUGGCCUUGAUGGUAGCAAGUCUCCUUGAGACCAUCAUCAUCACCAAUAUCAUGUAUGGUUCCCGUGACUUACCUCCCUUACCCAAGUGGCUCAGGAUUCUGGUCCUGAAAUAUCUUGCUCGACUUGCUUGUAUGAAGAAAUCUUGUGAUAAACACCUUGAAGGUAAGACUCUUUUUGGAAGCCAAUAUAUUUUUGUCUUCCAGUACGCUUACACAUUAUUGUUGUGCACCUGACGUCAGAAUUCAUAUAAUUGGUGUAAAAGAUGUUUUUCAAUGAUGGUCUUGUUUCUUGCCACAGCGAA
Molecule: messenger RNA, 1121 nt
Organism: Carassius auratus (goldfish)
Lineage: Eukaryota; Metazoa; Chordata; Actinopteri; Cypriniformes; Cyprinidae
Product: 5-hydroxytryptamine receptor 3A-like
Exons: 7
Coding region: 1-1053 (350 amino acids)
Biological process (GO): monoatomic ion transmembrane transport
Cellular component (GO): postsynaptic membrane
Molecular function (GO): extracellular ligand-gated monoatomic ion channel activity; transmembrane signaling receptor activity
Source: RefSeq, a predicted model, not a curated record